AUGUCGUCAUAUGCAAAAUUUUUGAAGGAACUUCUCAUGAAGAAAAGAAAAUAUUUUGAGAAGGAAACUAUUGAGGUGCAAAGAAAUUGUAAUGCAGUCAUACAGAAGAUGUUACCUCCUAAAUUGCAAGAUCCAGGGAGUUUUACCAUUCCAUGUACCAUAGGGGACUUAGAAGUUGGGAAAGCUUUGAUUGGCUUGGGAGCUAGCAUUAAUUUAAUGCCCCUCUCUAUGUUCAAAAGAAUUAAAGGAUUGGAACUAAAGCCGACAAGGAUGACUCUUCAAUUGGUAGAUAGAUCUCUCAAAUAUCCAUAUAGAGUGGCUGAAGAUGUAAUAGUAAACGUGGAUAAAUUUUUGUUUCCAGUGGAUUUUGUUAUAAUGGAGAUGGAGUAA
Vigna radiata var. radiata (mung bean) is the source of this 390-nucleotide messenger RNA. RefSeq lists its product as uncharacterized. Lineage: Eukaryota; Viridiplantae; Streptophyta; Magnoliopsida; Fabales; Fabaceae. Bases 1 to 390 code for a protein of 129 amino acids. The record is from RefSeq and is a predicted model, not a curated record. The transcript has a single exon.